This is a messenger RNA of Mesorhabditis belari, 435 nucleotides long. NCBI's taxonomy places the organism in Eukaryota, Metazoa, Nematoda, Chromadorea, Rhabditida, Rhabditidae. The record is from the annotation of a GenBank genome assembly.
AUGUCGGUUCAAGCAAGUGUUCGUGCGGCUGGAAUGGUCAUUUAUCGAAAAACCUCUGCCGGUUCACCGUUCGAAUUCCUUCUCCUACAAGCGUCAUAUCCGCCCUACCAUUGGACACCGCCAAAAGGACACGUUGACCCGGGAGAGGAUGAGUGGACGGCUGCGAUCCGGGAGACACAAGAAGAAGCAUACAUCACGAAAGAGCAACUCACCAUACACGAGGAUUGUCAUAAAACGCUGUACUAUAAGGUUAAAGGAAAGAUGAAAUCCGUAAAAUAUUGGCUAGCGAAAUUGAACGAUCCCUUCGAUGUGACGCUGAGCGACGAACAUCAAAAUUGGAAAUGGGAACCACUUGAGGAAGCCGUAAAAACGACGGUCUAUGCUGAAAUGGCGACACUUCUGCGGGAUUUUUCCGAUUAUUUACUGAAGAAAGCU